This is a messenger RNA of Caenorhabditis angaria, 2207 nucleotides long. NCBI's taxonomy places the organism in Eukaryota, Metazoa, Nematoda, Chromadorea, Rhabditida, Rhabditidae. The record is from the annotation of a GenBank genome assembly.
AUGGCUAUAUUUCCGAUUUUUACACUUCCAAUAUAUUUGGAAGCGUUUUAUUGUAUGCUAUGGAAAUCUCCAAAUAUGAACAAAACAUAUUUGAGAGUUUUGAUUAUACACGUUUUGAUGUGAGUCACUAUGAAAGUUUUUUUUUUAAUUUCUAAUAUUUAUUUUUUUCUACAGUAAUGUAAUCUCUGAAGUUUAUGGAUUUUUGUUGAUUCGCCCUGUUGUUAUUCUACCAAUUAUCGGUCUUUAUUCAAAAGGACUUUUAUCUUAUAUUGAAAUGAAUACUUUCAUUCAAACUUUUCUAUUAUUUUUUCUUAUUCAAAUCAAUGCUGCAGUUAUUCUACAUUUAUUUUUGCUUCGACUUAAUAUAAUGAUUCCGAUUACCUACAAACGUCUUCGAAAACUUGGAAAAUUUAUGGUUUUCUUUAUUUAUAUUGCUGCAAUAUCUGGAUGCACUAAUUUCAAGAUGUUGAUUGAAGAUCAAAACUAUGCAAAACAAGUUUGGACAGUGAAACUUCAUAACAAUAUUCCCUCUAACUUUUGGACAGAAAAUUAUGUUGUUUCAUCUGGAGACAGUGAAAAAUUCACAUUGUUUCUGAUAAGUUGCGCAGUUACUUUUAUUGUUUAUGGAUUUCUUUGUGCAAUUGUUACUGCAUUGGCCUUUUAUUUUUUAUCCAAGUCAAAAUCUCAAACAUCGAAUAAAGCUGUUGAGGGGCAUAAAAUGUAUAUUUAUUCACUCAUAAUGCAAAUUAUUGCUGUUAGUAUUGGAUUUCUUCUCCCUUACUUUGUAUUUAUCAUAACUUUACAAUUUCGAGUCUAUCAACCAAUUCUUGUAUUCGUGUCUCUUUUUAUCGCUAUAUUUCAAGGUGCUCCAGCAACACUUUUAUUAAUCAUAGCCAAUAAACCUUAUCGAAUUAUUUUUAGGAAGCAUAGUAAGUCGACAAUUACACGCCCAUAUUUGACAAAUUUGAUAACAAAUCUAAUUUCAGUUUUUGGUUGCUUACCAACGCUCAAUCGCUCAUAAUAACAUUCUCAAAAUGGCUGAGUUUUAUGAUUUUGACGCUCAAGACCGGUUAAUUGAAACGUUAUAUGAAAUAGCACAUUGGCUUCUAAUUGUUACACUUCCAAUUCAUUUUUAUGGAUUGUAUUGUGUUUUCUGGCAAAGUCCACAUUUCCAUCGAGCUUUUGUAUGGCCUUUAGGAUUACAUGUAUUCUUGUGAGUUGAUUUCUUUGAUUAUGCAUUUCAAACAAUCAAUAUUCUAGAAGUGCAUUAGAAGAAGUCAUCAACAUUGCUGUUCGACCAGUUGUCUAUGUUCCAAUCAUCGGAAUUUUUGCUGAUGGUAUAUUCACUUCUACAUUCAAUAUAAAUGCUUUCAUUCAAAUAAUAUUCAUAAUUCUUCUUGUCCAAUUGAAUGCAUCCGCUUUGAUUCAUAUCAGUUUUUAUCGACUCAAAGUUAUUAUGCCAAUAACUUUUCGAUACUACAAAUUAGUUUAUAGAUUUGGUUUGAUUUUUCUGAUUCUGAUUUAUGUUACUAGUACAUUUUCAAUUUUUGGGUUUUCACUUCUUUAUGAAGAUCAAUUUGAAGCAAAAUCGUUUUAUCAACAGGUAAAAACAAAUUUAACAUAUGGUUUCUUAUUGUACUUGAUGGAAGAAGCAGAAAAAAUACCUUACACAAUAAUUUUAGAAACUCUCAACACUACCAAAAUGUUUUUGGCAAGAAAACUUUGUUGUAUCCACUGGUCGUUCUGCCAACUUCGAAGUAUUCAUAGAUGUUGCAACACUUUUUCUGAUCUUCCAUGUAUUUUUGGCCUGCGCAAUUCUGGCGAUCGCUCAUUUUAUCCUUUCACGUACAAAGAGUCGAAUGUCUGAAAAAGUUCUUGCAGCACAGCGAUCGUAUCUAAACAUGCUUCUUAUUCGAGUAAUUUCGAAGAGAAAACCAUUCCUAAUACAUAGAGUUAAUUUACAGAUAUUAACUUUGCUGUUCCUAAAUAUUAUUCCAUUCUCUGUGUUUGCGCUUGCCAUGAAACAUUAUUUUGAAGAUCCAUUUAUUCUUAUGUUUUCGAUAUUUCUUUCAUCUACAUAUGGCGCAGCAUCAACUCUAACUCUCAUUUUAUUCACUCGACCUUAUCGGAAUUUCCUACUUCAUAAAGUAAUUCGGAAAACAACAAAUGUUACAACAAUUAUUAAAGACGGAAUUGAUCAUAGCUGA